Molecule: messenger RNA, 4882 nt
Organism: Rhea pennata
Lineage: Eukaryota; Metazoa; Chordata; Aves; Rheiformes; Rheidae
Gene: STIM1
Product: stromal interaction molecule 1
Exons: 14
Coding region: 327-2804 (825 amino acids)
Biological process (GO): intracellular calcium ion homeostasis; store-operated calcium entry; activation of store-operated calcium channel activity
Cellular component (GO): endoplasmic reticulum; plasma membrane
Molecular function (GO): calcium channel regulator activity; protein binding; calcium ion binding
Source: RefSeq, a predicted model, not a curated record
GCGGCGGCACGGCCCGGUGCGGAGCGGGUAGCCCGGGAGAGACCGGGCGGCAGGGGCUGUCCCGGGAGAGACCGCUGUGAGCGGAGGGGCUGUCCCGGGAGAGGCUGGUGUCGGGCGGCGGGGCCCGGAAGAGACCAUUGCCUUUGGAAUUACCGGGGUGCUGUUCCUGGAAUAUCAGGCUCUGUAUCGGACUUUAUUUUGGGAUAUAAGAGUGCAAAGAGAGAGGAUCUUCUCCAGCCUGACCUGGGAAACACGGACAUUCCUGCUGUGGACUGAUGCUGAGGAAGAGCUGACGGAUGAGAUAAAAGCUGUUAAUUUACACGGAAAUGGAUUUAUGGUCAAGAGUGGCAGUUUGGCUCCUGUGUGGUUUUCUUCUGCAGCAAGGGCAGGGGGAGAGGCCUCCAGGUUCCCAUCUGGAUGAAAUUGCAAUUGCAGCAGAGUUCUGCCGCAUUGAUAAGCCCUUGUGUCAUGAUGAAGAUGAGCAGCUCAGCUUUGAAGCUGUCCGCAACAUACACAAGCAGAUGGACGAUGAUGCCAAUGGCAAUGUGGAUGUGGAAGAGAGUGAUGAGUUCUUGAGGGAAGACUUGAAUUAUCAUGACCCAACAGUCAAGCACAGCACCUUCCAUGGCGAAGACAAGCUCAUUAGUGUGGAAGAUCUUUGGAAGGCCUGGAAGACAUCUGAAGUGUAUAAUUGGACAGUUGACGAGGUGGUUCAGUGGCUCAUUACCUACGUAGAGCUGCCACAGUACGAAGAGACCUUCAGAAAGUUGCAGCUGAGUGGACAUGCCAUGCCCAGGUUAGCAGUAAACAAUGUUACCAUGAUGGGAGCUGUUCUGAAAAUGACAGAUCGAAGCCACAGACAGAAGCUGCAGCUGAAAGCUCUGGACACUGUGCUCUUUGGACCUCCUCUCUUGACUCGUCAUAACCAUCUCAAAGACUUCAUGCUGGUGGUGUCCAUUGUCAUUGGAGUGGGUGGUUGCUGGUUUGCCUAUAUCCAGAAUCGCUAUUCAAAGGAGCACAUGAAGAAGAUGAUGAAAGACCUUGAGGGGCUUCACAGAGCUGAGCAGUCUCUCCAUGACCUUCAAGAAAGACUGCAGAAGGCUCAAGAGGAACAUCGCUCCGUGGAAGUGGAAAAGGUGCACCUGGAGAAGAAACUUCAAGAUGAGAUCAGCAUUGCCAAGCAGGAGGCACACCGGCUCCGAGAACUGCGUGAGGGCACGGAGAACGAGCUGAGCAGACAGAAAUACGCUGAGCAAGAACUGGAGCAGGUCCGAAUGGCCCUGAAGAAUGCCGAGAAGGAGCUAGAAUCUCACUGUAGCUGGGCUGCACCAGAGGCCUUGCAGAAGUGGCUCCAGCUGACCCACGAAGUGGAAGUUCAGUACUAUAACAUCAAGAAACAGAAUGCAGAAAAGCAGCUUCUGGUGGCCAAGGAAGGGGCUGAAAAAAUUAAAAAGAAGCGAAACACGCUGUUUGGAACAUUUCAUGUUGCUCACAGCUCAUCAUUAGAUGAUGUUGAUCAUAAAAUCUUGACUGCAAAACAAGCUUUGAGCGAAGUGACAGCUGCGCUCCGGGAACGCCUGCAUCGCUGGCAGCAAAUCGAGCUGCUCUGCGGGUUCCAGAUCGUCAACAACCCCGGCAUCCACACGCUGGCAUCCGCCCUUAAUAUUGAUCCGAGCUGGAUGGGCACCCCUCGGCCUAACCCUUCACACUUCAUCAUGACUGAUGAUGUGGAUGAUUUGGAUGAAGAGAUCGUGUCUCCCAUGUCCAUACAGUAUGCAGCCUGGCUUUUUGGGCGCAGGUUCAGUGAUCGCUCGUCUCUGUCCUCGGAGGAUCAGUCCCUCUGGAAAUACCCUGCUCCUGCCUUGCCCAGCACUGUUCGCCAGCGCCUAGUGGACCCACAGCAUGCCCAUGGAUCUCAGAGGUUGGUAGAGAGUUACGCGCAAGGCCAGAAUGAAUUGGGCCAGCCUGCCCAUUUCCUGGCAGGCAGAGUCUCUCUCCGUCGAAUGCACAGCCUCACUUCUGGACAGUCUUUCAGUUCUGACCUUCAUGGAACCAGCCCAUCAUCUGCCACCACUACCACCUCUUCUACUUCUUGCACCUCAUCCACCGCCACUGCAUCUGCUUCUGCUUUUCAUAUCCACCCUCUCUGUUACCAUCACACCACCUCCUCUUAUUUCCUUCAGAUGGACUCCACCCCUGAUCUGCCCCCUCCUGAUGUCACCUCUGGAAUUCGCUGUCGCACUGAGAGCUUUGGAGACUUAACUCGCUGCGACUCAGAUUCUUCCAUCCCGCACAUGAGCGACCACCAGCGUAUCCCCAGCUCCGCUCCCAAGCUGCUGGCUGCCAGGCCCAACCUGCUGACCAGGUCCAUCGAGGAGGCUGCCUCCGGCCACCCUGCCAUCUGCGCAGCAACCUCCAACGGCGGCAGCAGGCACAUGGAAGCCUCCUCCCUGGGGGCUUUGCCGGAGCGGCUGUCCGAGAGCCCCAUGGUGAUGAAGAAGAUGAUGAUGGUGAACCACGGCAUGGAGAAGUCCUCCAGCCUCGGGGAGAUCAGCCACCCGACAGUCGGCAAGCACAGCCACUCGGAUUCCUCCCGCUCGCACAGCCCCAGCUCUACCGACCCCGACACCCCCUCCCCCAUCUCUGACUCCCGGCCCAACAGCGUCAAGAACACGCGCAUCCCGCAGCUGGCUGCCAAGAAGAACCCGGGGGACGAGGACAGCAACUUGACAGGUGAUGAGGUUGACCUCGGCCAGAGCAAGAAAAAGUUCCCCCUAAAGAUCUUCAAGAAGCCCAAGAAAUAGAAAGAUGAGGGAGGAAGAGGAAACCCAACCAUGAACCCAACCCACUGGGAAUGGGGAGGGGCGGCUUAGAGCAAAGGGAAAGCACUGUACCCACUCUUCCCAGACCCUGCAGGCUCGGGUGCUUGCAAACACCCACUUCCCUCCCCUAGGAACCCUCUGUCUCCGAGUCACAUCAUGCAACACCUGCAGCGGGAGGAGCUAUUUAAACUUAUUUAUUUCCUGAUUUCCGAGAAAAAGAAAACAACCGCUCCCUCCCAAAGAAAACAACCACCUUUUCUCCCCCUUCCUAUUUCAGUAGUCCCUAGCUUUGCUGUGCAUGGCUUCCAGUUACUCCUGCCUCUGCUCAGCCACACGGCAUUUGGGUUUGGUUUCAAUGUGGUUUUAUUUUUUUUUUUUAUUAUUAUUUUGUUUCUUCUGCCUCUUCCAACUUUUGCACAUGCUGUAUGGGAAGUCAGGGUGGUGGGAACUUGCUGUGACACGCACCAGUUGCACCUUCUACCGGUCGUCCGCUGCCCUGUUGCUCUGGAGCAAGCGGAACCGGGCAGUCUGCUCCGCAGCAGCAGCCCAGGGAGGAGGGAGGAUGCUCCUCGCUCUGCUCUCAGAGGUGAUUGAGGUGUGAGCAUUUGGGCAAGUAGCCUUAUUCACGUCACAGCAGUUCUCAUUUUUAUGAGUCACUUUUCUACACCUUGGCCUCAAAACUAUGAUAGUUGGGAGGGAGAAAACCUUGUUUGCAUGCUCUUGAUAAGCAAGAGCAAGUAAAAUACCCUCUUGAGGUGGGGCUCUGCCCUUGCUGGUACUUGUGCGUCCAGGAGCUCUGGCCCGAGUACGCUGUUCUGGUUUUCCCACUUGCACAGGGGAGAGCUGCAGCCUGCUGGGUUUUCUCAAGCAGGGCCUCCCUGGACAGUGUUACCCGGCUGCUCUGCCCGGCUGGGCACCGCUCUGCCCCGGGUCCUCCUCCGGCCGGGAGCGUGAGCAGCACAAAAGGUAACUGCAAAACGCAGGAGGCAGGUAGAUGCUCCGCGGCCGAGGACCCGGCCUGGCAGCCCCCGGCCGCCCCCGGGAACCUCCGUGGAGCGGCCGGGGCGCGAGCGGGCUCGGAGCUGGACCCCGACGUUCCCGGGGGCUGAGCUCGGAGUGGCGGGGAGGGCUGCAGGGCGCAGACCGGCUCCCAGAGCCGCUUCUGCCGUCCCUCCGCGUGCCCCCACCUGCCGGGCGGGGAGGAGGGGGCCACGGCCGAGCCGAGGGGGCUUCCCGGCAGGGCUCUGCUCGGCCGGGAACCCGCAGGCUCAGGAGCGCGUCCGAGCGCGUCCUGCCCGCGGCGGAGCGCCUUCAGCCGGCCGCCUGGCCGCGCUCGGCGCUUCGGGAGGGCUCUCGCGGCCCCGGGGAGGAUUUCUCUGCCCCGAGGCUGGCGGAGCACCGCGCUGCGCCGGCCCCGGGGCCGCCAGGCCGCUGCCCGGCACCCUGCCUCGCGCUCCUGGGCCGCGCCGGCCGGCGCUCUCCCGCCGGGCCCCGCUCCCGCCGGGCCCACCCCGCUCGGGCUCGGCGCUUUCCUCCCCGUUUUCGGAGGCGGGCGGGGGGUUCCCUGCUGGCUGCGGCCGGGCGCCCGCGCGGGAGGGCGCAGGGCGGGCGCCGAGAGCCCGUGCAUGGGGCCUCGUCCGACGCCGGAGCAGCGCGCGCUACGUUGCCCGUGCAGGAGGGGCUGGCGGGGGACGCGGCGGUGGUUACAGGGGUAGGUGGGCAACCACGCUGCUGCUUGGAGAUGAGCGAAAUUUCCUCUAAACGACUAAGUGCCUGCAUUUCCCCGGGGCGCGGGGAGGGCGACGGGGCGGCGGCCGCUGCCGGUGCUGCUUGGGGCCGGCGUGCGGCGGCGGGGGCUGCCCCCCGCUUCGGGCGCCGUGGGGCCGGGGGAGCCGGCUGCGCUGCUCGGGGCAGCAGCGAGCUGCCGCGGCGCCAGGAGAAGGGCUGGGAGGUCCCUGCAACGGCAACGGUUGACACAUCUGCCAAUUCUCGUUUUUUUUUUUUUUUUUGGUCAUUUCAUAAAACUUUUAAAAUCCAAUAAAGCAUGUAGUAUAUUUUAA